AUGCCUCCAAGCCUGAGUGGUUCAAGCUUGUCAGAACUGGAGGAGUCGAGUCUAUCCGAACUGGAGUCGAGUCUAACAGACCUGGAGUCCACCUUAUCUACCUUAAGUUUGCAGUCGCAAACUGAAAAUGGGCCUUUGAUCAACAAGUAUCAACAAAAGAAGGACGCAAGGGCUGUUGCAAACGAGAGGUUCAAGUGGUGUGGUGGACCAAAGCCCUCGACCAAAACAAUUUACAAGCGCAACCCAACACCCAAAGAAAUAGAGGACGCCUAUCGCUAUGUGCAUGACCCUUCAAAGUUCAAGCUAUACGACCACGGCCAUGUACGCGCCUUUGAUGCUACUCAAAACGACCGACUGAUCGCAGACAUUCACUUUAUUGAUCUCAACAAAAUCAGUGAAUCAACCAAAGAUGAUAUACAAUUCUUGUGCUUAUUUCUUCACAAAGCCAAGCAAUUUGUGAAUCCGGUGAUGUCAACAGGCAGGUCUUGUGGUGGCGUGAUGUUUGCCAUUGGAUGGAGGAAAUCCAUGGCUAAGUUGGAAAUCUUGGGGAUUUAUCGAAAUCAGAAGGCAAUUGACAAGAAUCCUGAAGCAUAUGCAGAACACGUCAAGGACUCAACCCGAGCCGGCCAGAUCCUCUGGUACUUAUUUCAUCCAAUCGCAAAUGUCGCCCUCCAACAUAAUCAAGAUUUCAUGACCGAACACUGCAUCCCAGCCUUUUUUCAACCAGCGUUUUCCACGAAACAUCCUUCUUCCCCCGAUUCAUUCUUUUCCUCCAACCUGACUUUUACGACAAACGGCUUUUACAACCAUCCUCACGUUGACGACAAAGAUGAACCAUCCCUACCUUUUGCUUUUCUUCUAUCAAUCCCUACCUGUAAAAGGACCGGAAACCUUGCCUUCAAGGCAGACGGUUACGACGUCAAGGAUGGGCACUUUAUUUUCCCUGAAUGCGGCUUUGGUAUCAAGUUUCAGCCGGAUAUGAUGUGCCUGGCCACCUUUCGACAAAGAGAGUAUAUUCACGGGACUCUCCCCCCUCGAGGACGUAGCCCAUUUGCUAGGCUUGGUAUGUCUAUGCAAAUUGCUGCCAAAGUAACUAGAGUGGCUGAUCGAGUGGUUCAUGAAGAUUUUGAGGAGAAAACUGAUAUGCAUUUUGGAGAUGUGGAAUUCUUGUUAACAAAAGGCUAA
Molecule: messenger RNA, 1185 nt
Organism: Puccinia graminis f. sp. tritici CRL 75-36-700-3
Lineage: Eukaryota; Fungi; Basidiomycota; Pucciniomycetes; Pucciniales; Pucciniaceae
Exons: 2
Coding region: 1-1185 (394 amino acids)
Source: RefSeq, a predicted model, not a curated record